AUGGCACCCGAGACGAAACCUACGGAAAAAAUACAUCAAAUUGCGGCACCAUCAAAACAUUCAGAAAUUAUUACGACAGGCCGAACUACUCCAAAAUCACAAUGUCUCCUUACCGACGGGACGAACAUUACUUCAACCGAGCAAAUUACUCAUAAUCAAAGAAGCGAUCUCGAUUUCAUACGAACCAACAUCGGGAAAUCAACCUUACGCAGAAAAGACAACCUUUUCCUUGAUCAUUCGAGUCAUUCCACUAAUUUCAUUUUCGAUACCUCUACCACUGAUGCAGACGCCACUUAUACUAGCAAAGAAUGUUUUUG
Molecule: messenger RNA, 317 nt
Organism: Funneliformis mosseae
Lineage: Eukaryota; Fungi; Glomeromycota; Glomeromycetes; Glomerales; Glomeraceae
Source: the annotation of a GenBank genome assembly